Messenger RNA from Brassica napus (rape), 1967 nucleotides. Its product is annotated as pectin acetylesterase 1. Gene Ontology annotation, cellular component: plant-type cell wall. Bases 595 to 1806 code for a protein of 403 amino acids. Gene Ontology annotation, molecular function: pectin acetylesterase activity. NCBI's taxonomy places the organism in Eukaryota, Viridiplantae, Streptophyta, Magnoliopsida, Brassicales, Brassicaceae. The record is from RefSeq and is a predicted model, not a curated record. Gene Ontology annotation, biological process: cell wall organization. The transcript is spliced from 12 exons.
UCACAUCCGCACAAGGCGCGGGUUAUUACCUAGUAAACAAUGUUAUAUUGAUUGAUAAAGCAAUGAUUGGUUCUGCAUUAAGCUCAUAUGGCUAGUUUUCCCAUCAGAUUCUUAUUUUCCAAGUGUACCAUAAGCAUUUUUUAACAAUUCAAAUAGCAAAAGGCCGAACAUGCGAGAGCAACAAUAUUUAGUGGAAUUCAUUUGCAAAUCUUGUAUGAUUUACUGAUUUUAAGAUGUAGUAAAACUGUAAAAACAAGAUAAUAACAGAAUCCUUACCAACAAAAGAGAUCUUUGAAACCUCCGAAGCUUAUCUGAUCUGUUCUGUACAGUCUGUCUGUCAUAAUUUUUAAUAUCUAGUAAAUUAUAUAUGGCAAGAUCAUGCAGAAUUCUUUACUGAAGAGUGCAGAAGACAAAAAAAGAUUCUAAUAUAUCUUUCAUGUGACUCUAUGAUAGCAUUUGUCUCUCUCUGAUCUUUAUUUUAAAAUUGAACUUUUCCAUAUCAAAACGUGUUUCUAGUUUCUAUAAAGGACCAUGAACUUAUUCGAUGCUUUCUUCUCCGUUUAUAUAUACUGACCACUUUGCAUACGUCUCUACAUGAUCAUUUUUAGUAAGAGGAAAAUGAAUGCUCUUUUGUGGAAUUGGAGUCUCACAGGACUCUUUCUCUUGAGCAUUCUUGCAGAUGGGGUAAUGGGUUCUGAUGAAAUGGAUUUGUUUAACAAUUUCAGUGGAACAAAUGUGUUUCAGAAACAAGAUGAUGGUGCAGAUGUUCUGAUGGUAGGACUCACUCUGGUCCAAACCGCUGCAGCUGAAGGAGCUGUGUGUCUGGACGGGUCAGUGCCUGGAUAUCAUUUGUAUCGUGGGUACGGUUCAGGAGCAAACAACUGGAUCAUUCAGUUGCAGGGGGGUGCGUGGUGUGACAGCAUAGAAGAUUGUCAGAACCGUAAAAGGAGUCGUGUUGGAUCGUCUACCUUAAUGGAAACACCGAUAGAGUUUAAAGGAAUACUAAGCAAUAAAGCCGCUGAAAAUCCAGACUUUUACAAUUGGAAUAAAGCAGUAGUUCGGUACUGUGAUGGCGCAUCCUUUAGCGGUGAUAGCGAAAACAAGACGGAACAACUUCAGUUUAGAGGAAAGCGUAUAUUUUUGGCCGUCAUGGAAGAUUUGAUAGCAAAGGGAAUGUGUCAUGCCAAGCAGGCUUUGCUCAACGGAUGUUCUUCUGGGGGUCUUGCAGCGAUUUUACGCUGCGAUGAUUUCAGUAGUUUGUUUCCUCAUACCACCAAAGUAAAAUGCAUGAGCGAUGCUGGCUUCUUCCUCGACGCGGUUGAUAUAUCUGGAGCUCGUUCUAUAAGGCGUAUGUAUUCCGGUGUUGUAAACACCCAGGGUUUACAAAACACGCUUCCUCGCACAUGUACGAGCCAUCUUGAUCCAACUUCGUGUUUUUUCCCUCAAAACAUAAUCAACCAAGUCAAGACACCUUUGUUUAUUCUCAACUCGGCAUUUGAUUCGUGGCAGAUUGAGAAUAGUAUAGCUCCACCAUCUGCUGAUCCGAGUGGCAGUUGGCAUAAUUGUAGCUCCAGCUUCAAGUGCAACACCUCUCAGAUGCAAUUCUUGGAAGGUUUCAGGAUGAGCAUGUUAGAUGCCUUAAAGACCUUUUCGAUGUCAAGCAAGAACGGAAUGUAUAUUAGCUCGCGCUGGGCUCAUUGUCUAGCUGGGAGAAAAGAUACUUGGUCUCCUGGAAAUUCUCAACCGGGUGAAGAUACGGGGAUGGCUGUAGCUGUUGGAGAUUGGUACUUCGAAAGAGCAUUUUGAGAAAAAUUAAUAUUUUUUUAAUGCAUAGUUGUAUCAUUAACUAGCAUAUGAUGAUGGUCAGAGAGUUUUAGAACCUUUGUUGUCUUCAUUUCUUUAGAAUAACGAUUUUAUUAUGGUGUACUAAUUUAGGGAGCAUGUGAAUUUUUUACUAAAUUAAUCGA